Molecule: messenger RNA, 839 nt
Organism: Pelagomonas calceolata
Lineage: Eukaryota; Pelagophyceae; Pelagomonadales; Pelagomonadaceae
Source: the annotation of a GenBank genome assembly
AGGGCAGCCAUCCAACGCCGCCUUCGCGGAGCGGCGUCUCGUGCACCCAAACUCGCGCCGCCCGGCCGCAGCGGCCGUCCACAGCCUCCCUUUACGGUCGACGGACGCGCGGUCGCCGCGGCGCGCGCCUCCUCGUUGCUGGGGCAGCCUCGCCCGGGGCAGCCCGCCGGCGCGAUGGGCUCCCCAAGCAAGACCGCGAGCACCAUCGUCUUAGGCAGCGGCGAGACGGGCUACGACCGGUGGGCGCGGUCGUCCCAACAGAUCGGCGCCUACUACGCGGCGCCCAAGAAGCCGACGACGCCGGGUCGCGCGCCCGGCACCGCCGCUCUUAUUGGUAGAGCAAAUCGCGCAAGUGCCGCCAUGCGCGUGCUCGGCAGCACGAUGGGCUACGACACGAACCCGCCGCCGCCGGUGGCCGUGACGAUGUUGGGGAAAAGGACGCAUAGCGACCACUCGCUCUACCUCACGCUCGGCCAUUCCCAAAACAUGUACAAGUCGGCGAGCGGCUUCUGGGAGGCGUCGGUCACGCGGGCAUCUCGAGCGUUACCGCAGGUUGACCAGAGACCACCGACCGACACGCGCGUGACGUUUGAGGGCGACCGGCCGGCCGUCGACGUCGACGCGACUGGUGAAGAGGACGCGCCGCUAUCGCCGACGUUGGACGAGCACGCCUUCGGCGAAACACCCUUAUCCAACGACCAGCCGGGCCCGUCGUUCGGGAUUGAAGGGGCGGACCCGCCGGACGACGGUCUCUUCGAGGAGGCGUCGGUGGACGUGUUGACCGUGGGCGGCGACGGGUCCCUGCAGGAAUAGUCUGCGUAAAUUCCAAGGUUAGUCAC